AUGGCUCCAAGGCUUCUCUGGAUCGGCCUCGGUAACAUUGGAAGGGGUAUGUGCAAGAAUCUCGUGGAGAAAUCCAACCUGGAUGAACCGCUCCUCAUCUACAACCGCACCGCCAAACGAGCGAUAGCACUGAGUCAGAGCUUGCCCGCUGGCAAGACAGAGGUUACCGAGUCGCUUGGUGACGCCAUCACCAAAGCUGACAUCAUCUUCACGUGCGUAGCCAACGACCAGGCAGUGGACGAGAUCUUCGCGGUCGCAGUGCAGCAAGACCUCAAAGGCAAGGUCUUUGUGGAAUGCUCAACCAUCGCCCCCGGGACCUCCGAGGCCGCCGCGAAGUCCGUUCUGGACAAGGGCGCUGACUUUGUUUGCGCCCCUGUUUUUGGUGCGCCCGCCAUGGUGGCUGCUGGUAAUGCAACCCUCGUUCUGGCGGGCCCCAAGGCCUCGAUCGAGAAGAUCCGGCCCUAUGUCCGUGUCAUGGCAACUCGCGAGAUCAACAUGGCUGACGAGCCGUACCACAAGGCCGCGACCCUGAAGGUGCUGGGGAACACUGUCAUACUGGGCAUGGUCGAGCAGUUGGCAGAGACUUAUGUAGCGGCCGAGAAGAGCGGGCUUGGAACAGACUACGUUAAGCAAUUCGUUGACGCUCUCUUCGGUGGAAGCCCAUACCCUGCGUACUCGGUGCGGAUGUUGGAGGGUGAUUACUAUAAGAGACAAGAGCCGCUAUUCGCGGUGGAUCUGGCGAGGAAAGAUGCCGGCCAUGCCAUCGCCAUCGCCAAGGCCGCUGGCACGCGCUUGCCCAACAUUGAAACCGCCGACAAACACCUCCAGAUUGUCAAGGACCAUGCAGGGCCAUCUGGUGACAUAGCGGGUAUUUAUGGUGCCGUGAGGAAGGAAGCUGGCCUCAAGUUUGAAAAUGACUCUUGA
Colletotrichum graminicola M1.001 is the source of this 924-nucleotide messenger RNA. RefSeq lists its product as uncharacterized. The transcript has 2 exons. Lineage: Eukaryota; Fungi; Ascomycota; Sordariomycetes; Glomerellales; Glomerellaceae. The record is from RefSeq and is a predicted model, not a curated record. The coding region runs from base 1 to 924 and encodes 307 amino acids. Gene Ontology annotation, molecular function: NAD binding; NADP binding; oxidoreductase activity, acting on the CH-OH group of donors, NAD or NADP as acceptor.